GUCACACAUACAUGUCUAUUUUCUCCAACUAACUUAUUCUCUACACGUUUUCAUGAAUUCUACUCAUACAAUUUGUCAAUUACUUGCUUCUGUUUUAUAUUUCAACGGUCUCAUCUGGUUCUUGGAUGACCUUGCCUCAAAGAAACAUCAACAUUUGCACACUUCAGGAAACUUCAGUUGUAAUCGAGUAGAAUAUUAUCCCAAGACCCCGUAGAAAAUUAGCUAGAUGCAAAAAUUACAAUAACUUUUUAUGAUUGAAUCCAGACGGAUCUUAAGAAGACGAGCGAGCGAGUGUGCACCGUAGGAGAAAGGAAGUUAAUUAAUGGUUUAUCAUCUCGUUACUUUUCAAUCUUUGCUCGCGUAUUCUAAUCUUCUAUCCUAAAUAUCGCGAGGUAAGCACAAUUCUGAAUAUUGUUUUUUUCUUCUUCCUUAUGAAUGAAAAAAAAAAUGAAGGUUUGGAGGCUAACUUACAUUUUAGCUCACCUAGAUAUUCAUCUACCACAACUGCAGCAAAGACUGCUUCUUCUCUGAUAUUGAUCCAUCUCCCCAAAACGGUGUCGACAGAAAAUGGAUUAUAAAUAAAUGAUGUAUAUUAAUUCUGGCUAUAUAAGUAUUUUUUUUAUGAAUAGUACAUAUAGGUUUAUUUAUUGUUAGAUGUUUCUAAAGAAGGUUUGAAUCUGAAGUCUCUAGGUUAAAGACCAGUGAUAAAAUUGCUAGACGAGGAAGUUCUUAUUCGCUCUAGCUAUAUAUGUAUUGCCUAUAGAGUUUUAACAUUCCUUUUUAAGUAUUUGGCAUGAAUAAUUAGUUAACAGUAGUGAAGCUUGGAUGGGUAAUUUAGGGGUGGCUCUACGGUCCCAGUCCGGUUAAAUUGGACCAAAUUGAUCCGGUUCCAGUCCGGUCUUUUCGGGAAUAUAAGGACCAAAGAUUGGAUUGGAUACAAUCCAGUCUCGAUUCGGUCCGGUCUUAACCCGAUCCGGUUCUAAUUUGAUCUUGAUUUUAGGUGUUGGGGGUCUCUUAUCCGGUAUUUAUUAGGGUUUUUACCUCAAAUCUAAGCCCAAAUAUGAGAUUGGAUUAUUUGUUAUCCGGUCCCAGUCCGGGUUAUACGGUCCGGUUUCGGGUAAAACCAAAUAGUCCGGGCCAAAUAGGCCGCCGUAGGGUAAUUAAUGAACUAAUUAAAUAAGCAGUCCUUAUCAGAAAAAUGGAAUGAAGUAAGUAGGAAUUAAGGGGACGAUGGCUUCACCGUUAAAAUUUGGUGUGGGUGAUUAAGUUGCUAAUCAAAGGAAAGUGGUCUUUGCGCAAACAGGGAGCGCUGUCGUUGUUAACUGUUAACUGUUGCAAACAUGUACAUAUAGCUGGGAGGUGAUGGGUUUGUUGUUUUGAUUUUAACGUAGUACCAUGUCUGUCUCAUCACCAGGACUGAACCAAGAAAUUGAGAUGAUGUUACUAAUUACUGAAAUCAAGAACUUUGGUGUAAUUUGGACGAUAUUUGGUUACCUUGGUUUCAUCUGUGGAGGUCUUUGGUGCAAAACUAGCAUGGAGCGAGCUAUACGCACCUCGUGUCAGAGCACAUUUGAAGAUACAUACCUUCUGUCUGAAAAAUCGACCGAAAGCGAGUUAUUCACUCGUUCAGCAGUUCGUUUAGGAAUUGGCGACUUAUCAAUUCAUAGAGAGAUCUGUUGGCAUUCCAGCCUUACUUCUCUUUUCAUCAGGGUCUCUAUCAGAGCGGGAAUUCUCUGGAGAUCUUUGCAUAGGAAACAAAAUAAUCGGAAUUAAACCCGGUCAACUACCGGAAUUAAUGUGUAUAAUGUGCAUGGUUACUUUUUUUUUAUAUCACAAUAUCUUUUACGAAGAAUUUAUCUAGCCUAUUCGUUUAAAAGACAGUUUAGUAUCAUUUUGUACUAUCCAUAUUACAUAUAUAUAAGUAAGUAGUUAUGGAUAAAAAGUUUGCCAAACUUUUGAUGCUACAUCUUAAUUACUCCAUAUAUAUAUAUAAUUGGUAACAAUUAAUUAAUUAUAUGGUAUGGAAUAGAUAAGCAAAGGUGAAGGUGUGCUAACUAAAAGUGUCGUGUAAAACCAACAAAAGUGACUUCCCAUCCAUCCAUCCAUCCACACACAACCCUAGCUAAUAAACCAACCACAUCACCCAAACAAACCAAUUAGUAAUAAACUAAAUUAAUAAAAUACUAUAUAUAUAUAUAUAUAUAUAUAUAAGCUAAAUUACCAUUGUUAUCAUCAUUCUCUCUCUCUCUCUUAACUAUAUAUCUUCAUCUUCUUCCUCUCCCAGCUGCCGCCAUUUAUAUGCUUCCUCUUUCUAACUAGACCCCAUUUCCGAUUGAUCCAUCCAAUUAUCAUAAACUGAUAAUCGAAUCAGUCAUUUUUAUUUAUAUAUAUAUAUGGAAGAAUUAUCUGCAGCAGCCAACUCUGGCGAUGAAUUACCAGCUUCAUCAGCAGGAAGGCCACCAACUACCUCUUCUUUCUCUUCGUCAUCUUCUUCCUGUCCAAGAGGCCACUGGAGACCCGCCGAAGACGAGAAGCUUCGGCAGCUGGUCGAGCAGUACGGUCCCCAGAACUGGAACUCCAUCGCCGACAAGCUCCAAGGCAGAUCAGGGAAGAGCUGCAGAUUGAGGUGGUUCAACCAACUGGACCCGAGGAUCAACCGGCGGCCCUUCACGGAGCAAGAAGAGGACAGGCUCCUGACGGCCCACCGCAUCCACGGCAACAAGUGGGCCCUCAUCGCCCGCCUCUUCCCCGGCCGGACCGAUAACGCCGUCAAGAACCACUGGCACGUCGUCAUGGCUCGCAAACAACGGGAACAACAACACUCCAAACACGGCGUCAACGUUAUUAACAAUAGUAGAGUGAUAUUCUCGCUCUCCCCGUCUACCGUUAACUCCUCCUCGUCAACAAGCUGCCGCUUCUCCAAUUGUUGGGGGCAGCAGAAGCCAUCGAGAGAUUACUACUCCAGUUUUUGCUCCAACGGUGGUCCUGGUGCUACGACGACUACGACUACAACUGCGACUACGACUGAUAAUGUGUCUAGAUUUUUUUACCCUAGUUCGCGAUCCGAAAUUGGGGAUGCUAUUUAUGGUGGAGAUCAUACUACCAGUAGUAGUAUUAUUAUAAAUAGUAAUAGUCCGAGCAGCAACAAUUACAACAACAAUAUCAAUGGCCGUGGGAGCUUGUGGAGUUGGGUCGGGUCGUGUAAUAACCGGACGGCCUGCAGAGUGGUUCCGAGCCCCUUCGGGUACUUGAAGGUUAGCGAUCGUGACGAUAACGAAGACAUCGGCGGCGAUGUGUCGAAUAAUGGUGGUGGAAGCAAGAUGAGGAAGAAGGGAGCAGGGGAUGUUGUUGAUCAUCGAGAAGAAUUAUCGUCGAGUAAUGAUAGAUUUCGUAAUCAGGUGAUGACGAAGACAGUGCAGGAAGAAGAAGACGACGACCACAACCACGAUGGAGAAGAAGAUGUUCCUAGCUUCAUCGAUUUUCUUGGUGUGGGUAUAUCUUCUUCUUGAUCACCCUCUAUAUACUAAUAAUUAAUCUUUAGCUUGCAUAAUAUAACCUUUCUUGUUUUUGAUUCAAAAGACACUCCUCUAAUUUGUGUUUGUUCUUUGUAACUAUAUAUAGUAAUUAUGUGCUACUAUACUAUAUACUUCUUCGAUCACUUCUACAAAAUUAAAUGUCUGUAGACAUUGAAUACCUACUGAUUUAGUUGGUUUUAUGUGAUUAUGGUAGACUAAAGAAACGUGUGUAAUGUAUUGUUUGCAAAUUGCAAUGAGAAAUGAAUUUUUGGUGAUGGCUUGAACGAACGAGAAAGAAGAAGGAGAAAGAAAAAAAAAAGAGAGAAUAUAAUGAAGUAGUUCAGCUGUCUGUUGAUAUAUAGGAAGUAGUAGUAGUCAUACAAUGUAUGUAUGUAUGUUAUAUACCUACGUAUGAUAUGGACAUUUACUUGGAUUGCAAGGCAUUCCGUAGGUUAGAGAGAGAUAGGCAACUUAUUCAGAAACCAAACUACGAAAAAGCCUUUUUUUUUAUACAAAUGAGAUGACAUAUGGUCAUAUAUAUACAGGCUUGCUUGAUCGACCACUAACACUAAACUUAGUUUGAGUUUCGCUUUCUCAAAUCUGUGUCAUUUUUUUUCCAAACGACAUAGAUAGGAAAACUACUAUAUAUAUAUAAGGUUUCUUAAUUAUGUAAUGGCUAAGCUGCUCACAUCCUGCGGCAACCCACAAGUAAGCAUUGUUAUAAGAACCGAACCGGAUCAACGGUUGGGCAGUAGAAUCGUCAAAUCAGUUAUGAUAGUGGUUCGGUUCAUUGUUUGAACGGUUAUUGAUGGACCAAACGGUUUUUCACGGUUCAAAAUAAAAUCAAAUGAACCAGCACGGUUUAACUGGUCCACUGGUUUUCCAGUUUUGUUAACAUAUUGGGACUAGAGCCGCAAACGAGUCGAGUUUUUGCUUAUCUUGAGUUCGAUUUUUUUACAAAUUUUUUAUAUGGGGGCUUGGCUCGAACUCAAAUUCUGAUAAUCCAGCUCGAGCUCAUAUUCGGCUUGAAUAAAAAUAAUCUAGUACGAACUCGACCCGGUAGAGCUCAAUAGAUGCGUUAAAUGUUC
This is a messenger RNA of Linum trigynum, 4603 nucleotides long. The record is from the annotation of a GenBank genome assembly. Lineage: Eukaryota; Viridiplantae; Streptophyta; Magnoliopsida; Malpighiales; Linaceae.